Messenger RNA from Scheffersomyces amazonensis, 4415 nucleotides. Its product is annotated as chromatin-remodeling ATPase. Gene Ontology annotation, biological process: nucleosome organization; regulation of transcription by RNA polymerase II. The annotation marks the transcript as partial. The transcript is spliced from 3 exons. The record is from RefSeq and is a predicted model, not a curated record. Gene Ontology annotation, cellular component: chromatin; nucleus. NCBI's taxonomy places the organism in Eukaryota, Fungi, Ascomycota, Pichiomycetes, Serinales, Debaryomycetaceae. Gene Ontology annotation, molecular function: ATP binding; DNA binding; ATP-dependent chromatin remodeler activity.
AAAUUUUACGCUAGUGGUAUCAGGACAGUAAAACUCAUACCCAACACCCAUAGAGUCAGUAGAUAGAUAGUGGGACUAUACCUUAAUAUACGCCUAGUAAGAGUAAUAUCAUUCCCAUAUAUACCAGGUAUAUUUGUAUUAAUUUCGGGAGAAUGGUAAAGGAGUAUAUUCCUCAAGAGGCCGAACUCAAUCCAGAGUUAUAUGGACUUCGAAGAUCAACUCGUGAAAGACGUACUGCCACAUUAUAUGAAAGUGAUGAAGAAGAAGAAGAACUUCCUAAACGAAAGAAGAAGAAAUCAGAAGCAAAUUUCGAUCAUGAAAUAAUGGACGAAGAUGAAGAAGAAGAAGAAGAAGAUGAAUUUGAAGAUAGCGAAGAUGAAGAAUUUAGUAAUUCUAAUUCGAAAUAUAAGAAGAAGAAGUCAGUAGGAAAUGGGAAUAGUAAGAAAACCAAUAAUAAGAGAAAUGUUACUCCUGUUAUACCUACCGAAGUUCGAUUUUCAUCCCGGAAUAGUAAGACUAUUAAUUAUAAUGUAGAUUAUGAAGAUGAUGAUUUAUUAGAGAGUGAAGAAGAAAUUGAUGAAGAAGAAGGAGAUUACUAUUAUUAUCAACAAGCCAAUGAACCCGAAGAUGAACGAGGUAUUGAUUUAGUCAUGGAUCAUAAACUUAAUGAAGAAAAUGCAGAACAAACUGGAGAUGCCAAAUUAGAUUAUUUAUUUCGAAUUAAAUGGACUGAUGCAUCACAUUUACAUAAUACUUGGGAGAAAUGGCUGACAUUAAAGGAUUAUAAAGGAUUUAGAAAAGUUGAGAAUUAUAUUAAACAAUUUAUUAUUAUAGAUCAAGAAAUUAGAACUGAUCCUUUAACUACUAGAGAAGAUAUUGAAGCUAUGGAUAUUGAACGAGAAAGAAAACGAGAUGAACAAGAAGAAUAUUGUCAAGUUGAAAGAAUAGUUGAAAGUGAAAGAAUUGAAGAUAAUGAAGGACAAUCUAAAUUACAAUAUUUUGUUAAAUGGAAACGACUUUAUUAUGAUGAAUGUUCAUGGGAAGAUGGUGAAGAAAUUGCCAAGAUUGCUCCUGAUCAAGUAUCUAAAUAUCAACAACGACUUAAAUCUAAAAUCUUACCCAAUCUAUCAGCUAAUUAUCCAUUAUCUCAAAGACCAAGAUUUGAAAAAUUAGUUAAACAACCAGUAUUUAUUAAGAAUGGAGAAUUAAGAGAUUUUCAAUUAACUGGAUUAAAUUGGAUGGCAUUUUUAUGGUCAAGAAAUGAAAAUGGAAUUUUAGCUGAUGAAAUGGGGUUAGGUAAAACUGUUCAAACCAUUGCAUUUUUAUCAUGGUUAAUAUAUUCAAGACGUCAAAAUGGUCCUCAUUUAGUAGUUGUACCAUUAUCUACAAUUCCUGCUUGGCAAGAAACUUUUGAAAAAUGGGCUCCUGAUAUUAAUUGUAUUUAUUAUUUGGGUAAUACAGAAGCUAGAAAGACUAUUAGAGAUUAUGAAUGGUAUAAUAAUUCUAAUUCUAAUGGGAAAAUUAAAUUUAAUGUAUUAUUAACUACUUAUGAAUAUAUUUUAAAGGAUAGAUCGGAAUUAGGAUCAAUUAAAUGGCAAUUUUUAGCGGUGGAUGAAGCUCAUAGAUUAAAGAAUGCUGAAUCUUCAUUAUAUGAAUCAUUAAAGGGAUUUAAAGUAACUAAUCGAUUAUUAAUUACUGGGACUCCAUUACAAAAUAAUAUAAAGGAAUUAGCAGCUUUAUGUAAUUUUCUUAUGCCAGGAAAAUUUGAUAUUAAUCAAGAAAUUGAUUUUGAAACUCCUGAUGAUGAACAAGAAGAAUAUAUUAAAGAUUUACAACGAAAGAUUCAACCAUUUAUAUUAAGAAGAUUAAAGAAAGAUGUUGAAAAAUCAUUACCUUCAAAGACAGAACGAAUUUUAAGAGUGGAAUUAUCGGAUAUGCAAACUGAUUAUUAUAAGAAUAUUAUAACCAAGAAUUAUUCAGCAUUAAAUGCUGGUAAUAAAGGUUCACAAAUCUCACUUUUAAAUGUAAUGAGUGAAUUGAAAAAGGCAUCUAAUCAUCCAUAUUUAUUUGAUGGAGCUGAAGAUCGAGUAUUAUCUCAUGCUGGUUCAACCACUCGAGAUAAUAUUCUUCGAGGAAUCAUUAUGUCUUCUGGUAAAAUGGUUUUAUUAGAACAAUUAUUAACUAGAUUGAAAAAAGAGGGUCAUCGAGUAUUAAUCUUUAGUCAAAUGGUUAGAAUGUUGGAUAUUUUAGGAGAUUAUUUAUCUAUAAAGGGGUAUCAAUUUCAAAGAUUAGAUGGAGGUAUACCGUCAUCACAAAGAAGAAUUUCAAUUGAUCAUUUUAAUGCUCCUGAUUCAAAAGAUUUUGUAUUUUUAUUAAGUACAAGAGCUGGAGGGUUAGGAAUUAAUUUAAUGACGGCUGAUACAGUAAUUAUAUUUGAUUCUGAUUGGAAUCCUCAAGCUGAUUUACAAGCUAUGGCAAGAGCUCAUAGAAUUGGUCAAAAGAAUCAUGUAUCAGUUUAUAGAUUUGUUAGUAAAGAUACUGUAGAAGAACAAAUUCUUGAAAGAGCUAGAAAGAAAAUGAUUUUAGAAUAUGCUAUUAUAUCUUUAGGUAUAACUGAUCCAAAUGCUAAAAGAUCUAAAGCUGAACCAUCAACUGAACAAUUAAGUCAAAUUUUAAAAUUUGGUGCUGGCAAUAUGUUUCUGGCCAAUGAUAAUCAAAAGAAAUUAGAAGGAUUAAAUUUAGAUGAAGUAUUAAGUCAUGCCGAAGAACAUGUAACCACACCAGAUCUUGGAGAAUCUAAUUUAGGAUCAGAAGAAUUCCUUAAACAAUUCGAAGUAACUGAUUAUAAAGCUGAUGUAGAAUGGGAUGAUAUUAUACCCCAAGAUGAAUUGGCUAAAUUAAAGGAUGAAGAAAAGAGGAAAGCUGAUGAAGAAUAUUUACAAGAACAAAUUGCCAUGUAUUCUAAACGGAAAGCAACCGUUAGAAAAUUUGAAAAUGGUUCAGUGGCUCCAAGUGAUAUUGAAGAUGAUGAUGGUGAAGAUUCUUCAUCAUCUAAUCGACCUAAACGUAGAAAUGCUGGAGAUCAUCAAUUAUCAGAAAAGGAAAUUAGAGGAAUUUAUCGAUCUAUAUUACGACUUGGAGAUUUAGCUGGUAAAUGGGAACAAUUAGUUGAAGAUGGUAGUAUAACUAAUAAAAAUCCCGUCUUAGUUAAACAUGCUUAUAAUGAAAUUAUUAAUACAUCUAAAGAAUUAGUUAAAGAAGAAGAAAUUAGAAGAACUAAAGCUUUAGCUGAAUUAGAAAAGAAAGCUCUUGAACAAAAGAAUAAUAAUGAAUCUAAUCCAACAGCCUUAUGGUUAGCCAAGAAAAAGGAAAAGAAAGCGGUAUUAUUUGAAUAUCAAGGAGUUAAAAAUAUUAAUGCUGAAUUAGUAUUAAGUAGACCAGUAGAUAUGAAACUUUUAGAAUCUUUAAUUCCUAAAGAAAAUCCUACAAGUUUUAUGUUACCAAAACAUCCCAAACAAGUAUCGGCAUGGUCUUGUGAAUGGAGUCCAAAAGAUGAUGCUAUGUUAUUAGUAGGAGUUUAUAAAUUUGGGUAUGGAUCUUGGCUACAAAUUAGAGAUGAUCCUAUAUUGGGAUUACAGAAUAAAUUGUAUUUAGAAAAUACUGCUCCUCCUGGAAAUCCUCAUGAGAAAGAGAAAGAAAAGGGAAAUGGAAAUGGAAAUGGAAAAGAAAAGGAAAAGGAGAAGGAAAAAUCAUCUAAGAAAGUCCCUGGAGCAGUUCAUUUAGGUAGAAGAGUCGAUUACUUAUUCUUAUUAUUGAGAGAAGAAGAUGAUCAUGGUAAUUCUACUCCUAUUCCAGGUAAGAAGAGAAUAAGAAAACCUAAACCAGAGGGUCAAACACCAUUAAGUAGCAACAAUAAUAAAGUUAAAAAGCCAGCAGCCAACAAGUCUCAAUCACCUGAAUUGGCAUUGAAGAAGAUCUUACCCAAGAAAUACAGUCAAAAGAAUUCUCCUGGUAAUUCCAGCACCAAUUCUCCUCGACUUGAUAACCAUCACCAUACCAAAGUCAAGCAUGAACGUGAACACGAACGUGAACAUCAUCAUUCACAUAAUGACUUGGAAUAUGAUAGUAUGGACGAAGGAGAUUGUAAAGUCACAUUAAAGCCUGUAUCUAAAUCGCUAAUUAGAUUACAUAAGGGUAAUAAGGGACUUGAUAAGCAUGAAUGGGCAGCUAUAUUACGUAAGGAAUUAUUAACUAUUGGAGAUCAUAUUGAGUCAGUAUUGAAACCUAAGAAAGAAUCAGAACGUUCUAAGAUAAACAAACAUUUGUGGUCAUACGCCGGACUUUACUGGCCAGCUAAAGUGCCCAGUAAGAAGAUUAACGAUAUGUAUAAUCGGGUUAAGAGUCAAGCUGGUCAG